Messenger RNA from Raphanus sativus (radish), 1878 nucleotides. RefSeq lists its product as uncharacterized. Lineage: Eukaryota; Viridiplantae; Streptophyta; Magnoliopsida; Brassicales; Brassicaceae. The transcript has 2 exons. Gene Ontology annotation, cellular component: membrane. The coding region runs from base 304 to 1473 and encodes 389 amino acids. Gene Ontology annotation, biological process: protein N-linked glycosylation; N-acetylglucosamine metabolic process. Gene Ontology annotation, molecular function: beta-1,4-mannosylglycoprotein 4-beta-N-acetylglucosaminyltransferase activity. The record is from RefSeq and is a predicted model, not a curated record.
UAAUAGUAUUUAUUUUCAUGUGGAGAGAAAUUUAAAGGAAAAUCAAAGUGACAUUAAUUUGCGCCUCUUGUCUCUUUGGAUUACAGAGAUUCCAACUCCUUAAAAGGCUCUCCUAUUUUCUAUUUUCUUUUUUAGAUUGGAAAAUAAAAGUAGGUUUUCCUUUUCCUGUCGAUUUAUUUUCCUCCUCCUUUUCUUCUUUUGUGUGUAUUUAAUUUGGGGGAUUAAAUCGAUUUCGCGGCGUGAAGAACAUUUAGACGAAUCCCCUCUCUCUCCCUAUCUGUUGUUCUCUCCGCAGUCAAAAUCAUGUCCGAUGGUUAUUACAAUUCGAAGAAGACCGAUGAUAUCUGCGACGAUGUUUGUGGACAGCAGGGAUCAAAAGCAGGAGCAACAAUCUCACGCCUCAAAUGCGUCCUCCGAGGCUUCGACGUCAGAACACUCCUCUGCCUCUUCAUCCUCAUCCCCUUCGCCAUCUUCGCCAUCUACCUCCACGGCCAGAAGCUCACCUACUUCUUCAGACCCCUCUGGGAAUCCCCACCAAAACCUUUCCACACCAUCCCCCACUACCACACCGAGAACGCCACCAUCUCCUCUCUCUGCCGCCUCCACGGCUGGCGAGUCAGAGACUCCCCGCGCCGCGUCUACGACGCCGUCCUCUUCAGCAACGAGAAAGACCUCUUGACCGUCCGCUGGAAAGAGCUCUACCCUUACGUGACUCAGUUCGUCCUCCUCGAGUCCAACUCCACCUUCACCGGUUUGCCUAAACCGUUCGUGUUCAAAAACAACAAGGACGAGUUCUCCUUCGUGGAGCCGAGGCUGACGUACGGGAACAUAGGAGGACGGUUUAGAAAAGGAGAGAAUCCAUUCGUCGAAGAGGCCUUUCAGCGUAUGGCCUUGGACCAGCUUCUUAGAAUCGCCGGCAUUGAGGAGGACGAUCUUUUGAUCAUGUCUGAUGUCGAUGAGAUCCCAAGCGCUCACACCAUCAACCUCCUGAGAUGGUGUGAUGACAUCCCUCCUGUCCUCCACCUGCAGCUCAAGAACUACCUCUACUCUUUCGAGUACUACGUCGACAGCAAGAGCUGGAGAGCUUCCGUGCACCGUUACAGUCCCGGGAAGACUCGGUACGCGCAUUUUCGACAGGGGGAUGUGUUGCUGUCUGACUCGGGGUGGCACUGCAGCUUCUGUUUCCGUUACGUUAGCGAUUUCGUGUUCAAGAUGAAGGCUUACAGUCACUCCGACCGGGUCAGGUUCUCUCAUUACCUGAAUCCUGUUAGGAUUCAGGAUGUUAUAUGCAAAGGGACGGACUUGUUUGAUAUGUUGCCUGAGGAGUACACUUUCAGGGAGAUGAUUGGGAAAAUGGGACCUGUGCCUCGCUCUUAUUCGGCUGUUCAUCUGCCUUCUUACCUGCUGGAUAACGCUGAGAAGUACAAGUACUUGUUACCUGGUAACUGCGUAAGAGAAAGACAGACAGGGUGAAAAGUGUUCUUCUUGUCUUAGUCUUAGUCAAAGCUUCGGAGGGCAUUUAUUGAUCACUCUUAAGGCGUACAGUCUUUUGACCCAAAGAAGAGAAGUUAAAGAAAGAAAAAACGUCAUGAUUGCAUAUAACACAAAUGCUGGAUUCAGUUGGUUGAGUUCUGAAGAUUUUUUUCAUCAGUUUCUUUUGAUACUACAAGAGGGUUUGUGUGAAAAAAAAGAGAGAGCUUACUUUGAGUUAGAGCUGCACAACACUUCCCAGGUUUUUUCAACAAUUGGGGGAAAAAAUGUUGGCUGAUUUAGUAGUAUAGAUGUUUUCAGGAUCCAUUUGUUUAUAUAUUAUCAUUCUCUUCGGUUCAUUGUUCUGGUUAUAUCAGUAAUUAUUCAUUCUUAUUCAUUUUCCAUCUA